GACGACCACCGCUCCAUCGUCAGUCUACGGGGCACACCGUUCGCAAUCGUGUCUUGUUUUGCGUAGUUCGUUUUUUGUCAUAUUACAUUCGUCACGUUUUCGUAUCGCGUUUCGCAUGUGCCGAACACACCACAUCGUACGAAGGUCGUAUACACAUAUAAUCAUCGUCGCGAACCACGUUUCGGAUAAGUUUACACGGGAUUUCACUGGAUGCGCGCGACCCGUGAUGUGAAUAACGGUGACUGGCAAACGUAGUCUGAUCGCGUUACAGGGAAUGUGACAUAUUUAAAUACCGCGGCGGGCGCACACACAAAUUUAUAAACAAAGCAGCGGACACGACGCAUUGUUGUACCAUCACCGGUCUCGCGAAGUGUACAGUAGUGCGGAAAGUCCGUCGAUCGCCACCAUGAGUAUGAUGAUGAUGAUGAGACCGUCCGAUUCGACGCCCAUCUGUCGGUGCCGAGUCCUAUAUUUGGGUUCAGCCGUGCCGCAUAUUACCAAAGACGGUCUGCAAGGAAUACAAGAGCCACUCAAGGAGCUAUACCCAGAACAGGGGGCCCUGGGCGCUCGCGGCAUUGACUCUUGGCUGAGCGUCUGGAGCAACGGCCUGCUGUUAGAGAACGUAGACGAGAACCACAAAAAGAUUACUCGGUUCUUCCCGAUCGAGUCACUGCACUACUGCGCCGCGGUCCGUUUCGUUCUAGUGCCUGAGAAGUCAAACGGUUCGUCGCAGCCACGAUUUCUGCCAUUGGACUCUCCGUUCGCCCGGUCCCCGAAUCCCAACCACCCGCCACUGUUUGCAGCAAUACUUCGCCGGACUUCCGGCAUCAAGGUGCUCGAAUGUCACACGUUUAUAUGUAAGCGCGAAAUGGCCGCCAACGCGCUGGUCCGGUGCUGUUUCCAUGCUUACGCUGACUCGUCAUACGCCAAACAAUCGGAAGGUGGCGGCACGAACGGCACCACCAAUGGUGCCGGUGGUAAUAGCAUAUAUGGCACGGUGCGUACUAAUAGGUCGGUUGGCAACAACACAAUUGAAAAGGUAGAGGGUUGGCGGCGCAUGACCAACGGGGGCGCGGCGGCUGGGAGUACGCUGACGCUCAACAGCGCACACUCGAACGGCAUCACCAUGUUGGAAGCGUCUACGAACUCUAUGGACGACUUGUCCGAGUGCAACGGCGACGAAAACCAUAAGGUGUGGGUGGGCAGCACCAAAGAUAUAUCGGAAAAGGAAGACUUGUACGGCACAGGCAACACGAUGCGUAGCUCGCGGUCUAGCAGGCCUAGGCAACUGGUUGGGGGUGCUCCGCCACCGCCACCACCACCGCCACCCGUGAGAGACGAUAGCAAUAAACCGACAGCCAAAAAGACCAAAGAAAGACCGCGCCGCAAGAGGACGCCGACAGGUGGAAGUCGCGAAGAUUUGUACGCGCCGUCGAUAAAUGGCUCGCUUAUGAGAUCUGUGCACGGCGGCCGGAGUUCAGUGUCGCUCAACGGCACCAUGGCGAGCCGAGGACCACCCAGAGGGUUCAUGCAAUAUCAACAGCCUCCACCGCCACCGCCACCUAACCACAUAUACUCCAACGGCGGGGGCGGCACCAUGCUCAGGCCUGUCAACGGCUUUCACCCGCAUCACUCACAUCACCAUCACCCCGGAAUGAUGAUACAGCAGCAGCCACCGCCUCCGCCGCCUCUCAUGAUGGUGCCCACCACGUUGCCGCACCCCAAGAAGAUGCACAAGAUGAAGCCAGGUAUGAUACCCGUACCCAGACCGGGAAUGAUACCGGCUAACUACAUGCCAGUACCCAUGUAUAUGCAUACUGGCAAAAAGUCCAAGCAUGGCGUGCCUGUGCCAGUGCCGAUGGCCAUGGAAGAACCGAUUUACAUGCCGUCUGCCCGGCCGCUGAGUCCGGUGGCGUCUUAUCAACCCGAACACUUCCCGCACGAGGCUUAUCUGAUGCAGCAGUACGCCAACAGCGUCAAUCACAUGAACAACAAUAACAACAACGGGCCGGCGCCUAAGACCAAGAAGGGCAAAAAGGACAAGAAAUCUAAAGACUCGGUCAACGGGAUGAUGCCACCGCUGAUGGUGCCGCAAUUGAUGGUUAACGGUGGUGCAGGCGGAGGUGGAAUGAUGAUGAUGCAACCGCACCAGCAACAGCCACUGCAGCAUCCACCACCGCCACCACCCAAUGGACCGCCUCAGUUGGCUGUCAACGGGCACAGGGUCAACGGCAACGGCAUCAUGCCGGCAGGACACGACGACAUGACGGACGACACGGAGGAUUCGCUGUACAGUACCGGCAUCUAUCGGCGGAAAGGUCACCUCAACGAGCGGGCGUUCUCGUAUUCAAUCAGACAGGAGCAUCGGUCCCGGUCGUACGGGUCGUUGGCUAACCUCAAGUUCGCCGCGCCGCCAAUCGUGCCGAAUGGCGUGGACGGGGUGCCGAACAAGGUAGACAUAAAGAAAGAACGAGAGAUCAUGCAGAUGAUGCAGGAUUUGGAACUGUCCGGCGAUGAACUGGACCGUGCUGACCAGGUGGUGCACCACCAGAAGCAGAGUAACAACGUGGCGCACCAUCAGAGGCCCGUCAAGACGAAGCGAUAACGACCAUCACGAUAUUUUUAACGCGUCACAGAUGCGGAGACAGGAACUACGAUCACUUGCAGUGUUCUUCGACAAGAGAACCGAGCGGACAUACAAGUAUACAACGCAGAGAAUAUUACACACAACCAUUACUCCUACAGACGUGAACAGUUCUUUUUUUCAACAGAUUUAAUAUGUUAUUAAUUAUUUUUAAUUAAUUUUAGUGUAAGAUAUUACCUAUAUUAUUUUAUUUAUAGAAACGAUAAAGGAAAAUAUGCCUUAAAUAUUCGAGCAUACGUCAUUCUAUACAUAUGUAUAAUAAAAGUAUGUAUAGUGAGUAUUCUAAACGCAUAGGCACUAUUUUAUUUUACGCAUAUAUUUGCGUCGUUACUAAACACUCGUUGGUUUAUAGCCCACGAAUAUCAUAAGAACCUAUAAACGCGCGUAUGUGUUGGCUAUUGCAUUAAAUUUUUUUUCACGGUUUCAUUAGAGAGAAGGUUUUUUUUGUACUAAAUAUGAACUCGACCUAUAGACACUAUAAUUCCAGUUUUACGUUAAAUAUAUACUUAAUUAUUAUUAUUUUAUCAAAAAAAAAAAAAUGUCUGACACGAUACUGUAUUGUUAUAAAAUUCGUGUUAGAUAGAAGAAAAUGUGAAAAUUUGUAAUAGGUACGUUUAAUCUGUCUGACACAUGUUUUAUUUUAUUAGUACAGUUAAUGUCCAUGAAUAAUUUUUCUUGCGCUAGUAUAAAACAUAUUCUUUUGUAGAUAUUAUUAUUAUAAUGCGUUAUAGGUACUAAAAAAUAAAUUUGUUAUUUAAGUACGGUUUUGCUCAAUAAUCUUCUUUUUUAUUUUUAUUAUAUUACUUCUAUCAUUUUUUUUGUACUUAACAAUAAUAUUAAUUUUGAUGUGUUUACGUUUUAAAUAUAUUAACACGUUGAGAGAUAAUAAUUACUUAAUUCAAUAAUAAUUUGUGUGGAUAAUUAUUUACAAUAAUGACAUAAAAACGUAUUUUACAAAGUAUGGACACGGAGACUAUUUUUUUUUGUUCGUUUAAAAAAAUAAAAAUGUCUUGUAGUAUUUACCUGACGUGGGUAUAUCGACCAAAUUUCAAUUUUAUACUUUCAAACGGUAUAAUAAAACGGUCAACUGAGAAAAGGCACCGUUCGUAAAAUAUAUCACAGCCACGCGCACUUAAAAGCGAAACCCGAGAAUAUCGUUAUUUGCCUACUUUGUAAAACGAUAUUUUCGUGUGGUUGUAAACAGAAUAAAUAAUAAGUCUCCGUGGUGGAAAUAAAUGAGCAUUUAAUAUCCGGCCGUACCUACUGUACAUAAGUAUAAAUUAUUAUUAUUAUAUUAUUAUUAUUAUUAUUGAAUCGACGACUGAUGUAACGAGUAGGGAUAGCGUGCCAUUUUUAUAUGCUUAUACAAAGAAUGGUAUUUUUUUACUGUAGAUUUUUAUUGAUUAAUAUUAUUAUUAUUAUUAUUAUUAUUAUUAUUAUUAUCAUUGUGUAUGACUUAAUAUAGAAAUGCUGUUAUUAAAAAUAUGUUAAAUAAAGUAUACAAUUUUUCA
Molecule: messenger RNA, 4155 nt
Organism: Rhopalosiphum maidis (corn leaf aphid)
Lineage: Eukaryota; Metazoa; Arthropoda; Insecta; Hemiptera; Aphididae
Exons: 2
Coding region: 407-2605 (732 amino acids)
Source: RefSeq, a predicted model, not a curated record